UGUUCGACGUCUUCCCAAGACAGUGGCAACUUUGCGGUUUCCAACUCGGGGAAAGUCCUUUAAUAGUUGUCUUUCAUCGUUUCGCUUUUACAUUUUACCGGCAAAGUUUGUCGGUAGUAAUGUCGGCACAUGAAGAGGAUUUAGAAAAAUAAUUAAUAGGUUAACAUUGCGUCAAACGAAGCUAACUGUUGAGCACCAGUGCUGGUGUGUGACAACUGGAGAUGGGAGAUCCGGAGCCUCCAGUGUUUGGGUCCCUGGAGGAAGAGCUGGAGUACUGGAAGGAACAGGCUGCCAGGCACCAACAGAGUGCAGAGGAGGCCCAGGAGGAACUGCAGGAGUUUCAGCAGAUGAGUCGGGACUAUGAGGUGGAGCUGGAGACGGAGCUGAAACAGUGUGAGGCACGAAACCGUGAGCUUCUUGCUGCCAACAACCGCCUCCGCAUGGAACUGGAAAACUACAAGGAGAAGUAUGAGACUCAGCACUCGGAGGCCUUCCGGCAGAUCUCCAGCCUGGAGGGAGACCUGGCUGAGACCACAGCCAUCAGAGACCAGCUUCACAAAUACAUCAGAGAGCUGGAGCAGGCCAACGAUGACCUGGAGAGGACCAAGAGGGCAACCAUCAUGUCACUGGAGGACUUUGAGCAGAGGAUGAACCAGGUUAUAGAGAGGAACGCCUUCCUGGAGAGCGAGCUGGACGAGAAGGAGAAUCUCCUGGAGUCUGUCCAGAGGCUGAAGGACGAGGCCAGAGACCUGAGACAGGAACUCGCGGUGCAGCAGAAACAGCAGGUACAGGACAGGAAGCCGUCCCUCAGCAGUGCAGUCAAAGAGCCUUCGUCUUCGUCUUCGGCUGGUUUUCCCACCCCGCCCCUCACCCCUCCAGUCAAAAGAACCGAGGAAAAAAACACUCCUGCGUCCUCUAACCAGCCGGUCCCAUCUGCCGCCACACCACGAAGACCUCCAGGCUCAGCAGAGUCCUUCACCACUCCACUGACCCCCAUCAGCAGAGGUGAAAGCCUCCCUGGGACUCCCCUCACCACGUCGGCCAGGAUCUCGGCUCUGAACAUUGUUGGAGAGCUGCUGAGAAAAGUCGGGAACCUGGAGUCUAAGCUAGCGUCCUGUCGGGAAUACGUCCACGAGCAGACAGCGAACCGCAGAGGCCACGCUGGUGGACAGGGGGCGGCGUCGGGCCAGAACAACUCCUCCGAGACCCAUCCUACUAAUGGCUUCUACAACAAGGGGCUGGUGAAGAGGUUAGACUUCGGAGGGGGACCCAAGCUGCUGCUGUGAAAGUGGAAACGUCCUCCGCCUCCAUCUUUAAUCCUCCUCUGAGCUGCUCGUUUCUUCCUGUCCUGCAUCUCCCAAACAUUUAACGGUACUGUGUGUUCAUCACACGCGCCGCUCUCACCGGGAGCUGCAGCGAUGAAACGGAUAGAUACGUUUGCUACGGCUACUUUGGGAUGUUUGUUUACCAGCUCUGCACAGUCAGAGUUUUUUGUUUGUUUGUUUGUUUGUUAGCAGGACUUCCUUUCAGCACUCGCACUUACCUUGAACUCACUUACUGGACUUGUGCUGCAUGUCACACCUCCUCACCUGCUUUCUUUUCCUUUACCAAGUGUUUUUGCUCUUUUUUUUUUUUUUUUUUGCUUAAAAGGUGUGUUAAGACUAAACACAAAGCAAAUUUUAGACACGACAUAACUACAUACAAAAGACACUAACAGAUGUUGGUUGACGUUGAGAAGAUACGCUUCCACUCUAGGUAAUAGAUUUUGAACUUUCAGUAAAGAAUCUGCGGUUAUCCUAAAGCUGUAGCUGUACUACUUAAUGUCAGGGUUUCUUUUUUUUACACUUAUAUGCCACAUAUUUGUUGGUCAGAUCCCAAAUGUGAUGUGUUUUUUCCCGGCUUCAUGCAAAUCAGCCGGCCCAGGAGUGGUGGUACUGCACAAUAUAACCGUGCGCACUUUAGCAUUUUAGUUACCACAAUUACCAGUUAGCAACUCUCCAGCUCAAACACACGAAUGAAUCGUAUUUAUGAACUACGAGCGAGACAGAAGCUUUAUCGUCUUCAUGGGCUCCCGAGGUGGAUUUCAGUCCGUCUUGAAUGCUUCAUGGAUGCAUUUACAGUUUGCUUUCUAGAUAUCUGACCACUGUCUGAUCCGUCCAAGACACAUGAGGUGACCAAGUGUGAGUUGGGUCAACCAACAAAAAGGGAAACUAGAGAAACAGGUAGAGUUCCUGUUUUAGUUUUAACAUCGGACUGAGCCGUAGCAGUUGGCACCUUCACGUUCAUCGAUUGUUAAACACAGUUUUCUAAACACGCCACAACCAAAGUGAAUAUUUGCGUGAUGUUUAGUUUAAACACACCUUAAGGGCGUUGUCUUUCUGAACACUGGAGGGGCACUUUUCGUUGGGGCAGCACAGUCGGUCUGUUCCUUUGUCCUCAUGAAAUACACAUUAUCACUUGAUGGUUUAUAUAUUCUCUCUCCGCAGUUGCAUUUGACAAAAAAAGCGAGAAAAUAAUCUGCUGUUGAUGAAAAUAAUAGUAGAUUCAGACACGCAUAUGUUAAAACACCCCUCUGUAAGCCUUAGGGUUUUAAUGAACUGUGUUUUUAUAUCACUAUGACACAUGUCUUCAGAAAACAACGUAAAUUACUCAUUAAACUUAUAAAGUUGUGUGUGGGGGGGGGGGGGACCUUUCUGAAUGGAGCACAUGCCAACAUCUUGUGGCCAUCAGUUCUUAAAGCUGCCUUAAAUAACAUGCUACUGUGUAAAUAAUGAAUGAAAUGAGAGAGGAGUCGCUUGUUAGUACUUAAGAGAUGCGUCACCAUCUCUGCAGCUCUGUGUAGUGUUUUAAGACUCAUUUAACUCCCUUGUUUUGGUUGUACGGCUCAUUCUCUGUAUGAUUCACCUCGAGCUUUCUGGCGUUCUGGCAAAUUUUGAUCUAACAAGCAGAUUUUAUAAAACGUACUGAUCAGAUUCAUGACCUACAGAAGAUUUUAAUGACCCCAUGACUUUUCCUUUAGCGCCACCCUCAGGACAAACUUUACAAUUCUAGCUGCGCUAUUGGUGAAUAGAUAAGUUUAUUCGUCCUGUCCACAACUUUGAUAUAUCAUGUGAGGAAAAUUUGAGCCUUUUAGUGUUGUUUCAGUAUCAGUGUAGCAGACCAGGAGAGGAGGCACCUUUUAGUUUUUCCUGUGGAGACGCUCUUUAAAAUAAACAAAUCCCUCUGCUGCGCGUCUUUCCAGGAGUGAAACGUCUUCUGUUCGGGAGGAGCUAUGAUGACUUCAGUGAAGGCUACUUGUGUUUUAUGUUAAAAAAGAAAACUAUGUAAUAGGUUGGACUGUAGUGUUAUAUACUGUACCGCUGCUGUAGGGUCACUAACAUAGAUUGUAGAUUGUAGGCUGGAUUGAGUUACAGUUAGCUGCUCGGGGCGAGUGUAAAACAGCAGCAGCAACAGACUGGACCUUUCCCAGAAAGGUCAAAGGUCAGCGUGUGUGGAAGCAGCUGUGGAGAAGAUGUUUUGGUGUUUGUGUUUUUUGCCUUAUGAAUCAUUCAUAAGAGUAUUUACAUGCUCACAAAGUGCUAAGACUUGUUCUGCGCUGCUUUGUUUACUUUCAGUACUGCUGAUAUUUUUUUUCUGAAAAAGCAAUAAAACUU
Molecule: messenger RNA, 3653 nt
Organism: Micropterus salmoides (largemouth bass)
Lineage: Eukaryota; Metazoa; Chordata; Actinopteri; Centrarchiformes; Centrarchidae
Product: nuclear distribution protein nudE homolog 1-like
Exons: 9
Coding region: 222-1286 (354 amino acids)
Biological process (GO): chromosome segregation; centrosome localization; establishment of mitotic spindle orientation
Cellular component (GO): kinetochore; centrosome; kinesin complex
Molecular function (GO): microtubule binding
Source: RefSeq, a predicted model, not a curated record